GUUCCAGGCAGGAGUGGGGGUUCCCGGGCAGCCGAAUGCAUGGUUCUUGUUCAAUACUCUGGCAGGGAGUGGAAGGCUGAGCCGGUCUUUAUUGCAGAGGUGAGUCGUUAGUGAGAUGAUUGUCAGCUGCCCGGGAGACGUGGAGAUAGUUGAUUGCCUGAGUGGAGUCAGCUGGAGAAGCUAGACUCCACUCAGGCACCGAGCUGUAGGGGAAAGACAAGACAGAGGAGCAGAUGAAAGAUAGGCAGGCCAGGCAGGGCAGAGGAACGGAUGAGACAGGCAGGGCAGAGGAACGGAUGAGGGACAGGCAGGGCAGAGGAGUGGAUGAAGGACAGGCAGGGCAGAGAAAACAGGAGAGGGGGAGAGAAGCAGAUGGGAAAAGGGGUAUUUGGGGAUGUCAGGUGGGAAGGAUGGGGGUGAGGAGGGAGCCCUGACAGAGAUGAAUCCUGCUGAUUCUGGUGUCCUCCUACAUGUUUAUAGGACAGUUUGGCUUCAACUGAAACACCUCAAGAACCUUUGGAGGUUUUUCUUCUGUCCUUCAAGAUGAGUUUAGUUAGGAAAUGUUAGUAGACUGAAGUUGAGAACUGCAAAACUCUCGAAAAAGUCUGGGGUCAUCCAGAUAGUUCCAUGUUUUCCAUGAAAACUCCCACUUUUAUCCAUGUGCUAACAUAACUGCACAAGGGUUUUCUAAUCAUCAAUGAGCCUUUCAGCACCAUUAGCUAACACAAUGUAGCAUUAGAACACAGGAGUGAUGGUUGCUGGAAAUGUUCCUCUGUACCCCUAUGGAGAUAUUCCAUUAAAAAUCAGCUGUUUACAGCUACAAUAGUCAUUUACCACAUUAACUAUGUCUACUCUGGAUUUAUCAUUCAUCUCAUGGUGUCUUCAUUAAAAAACAGAGAGACUUAGAAUUGAUUUUAAGAUAAUACUGAUGACUUUUGACACUGUCCAAAUCUUUGGGAUCUGAUGACCCCAUAUGAUCCUCAGAGGGAUCCUUCUGGAAUUUUAAACCUAAAGAUGGCCGGUCGUUCUCCAUCAGGAUCUCCACUUUAACAUGACCAGCUGAGGAGAUCAGACCUGCAGAGUUCUUCUACAGACCUGCUUUUACGUGAGGUUUCCGUUUAGCUUUAAUUAGUUUUUGAGUUUUAUUCUGUCCUGUUUUUUUUAGAUGUUUUCUGGUUUUAUUUUACUUCAAUACUAAUUUUAUUUUAUUUUUUUUAUUUUUAAUUUCUAACUUCUAACCUUCAGUGUUUGUCAAACUGCCUGGUUCGCUUGUUUAAUAUGAAUGCUUAUCUAACUAAUUACUCAUUCCAUUUAUUGUCAUUUUUAACCAUUUAUUUAACUGACUGCUCUGAUUUGUCUCCUAUAUCUUGUUUGAUUGUGUGUGUUUCAUGUUUUAACCAUCAAAUCACUUGGUGAACGCUGUUCUUAAGGCUGCUAAAUGAAUAAAGUUAUUAUUAUUACUGUUAUACAGUUUUUAACCCUAGUUCUGUAGAGCUCCAGAGGUCCAGUGAUUCUGGAGAACAGAGGCGGUUCUAAGGCCAAACCUUAGCGUCUCUAAAAGGAGAGUCAUCUGCUUGUCCAUGUAGCGUCCCGCUGACACCAGACCAUCCGCCCUCCUCUACGCCUCCUCCCUGCACUGUAACCUUCCUCCUGGGUAUAUAUAGUCUGUGGGACCACCACCCUUCUCCUGGCAGCCAUCAUGAAGGGCACAGUCUCGAUCUGCUGUUUCCUCUCCCUGCUGCUUUUGCAGGCCACAGCAGAAGAAGAAGAAGAUUUCACCUCCGUCCUCAGAGACAGAUCCCACAUCGAUGAGACGCUGCGACUCGCAACUGAGGAGAAAGCAGGAGACUAUGCAGCGGCUCUACAGAGGUUGCGGAAGAUCUACCACACGGCCAUCAAGCCCAUGGAGCAGGCCUACAAGUACAACGAGCUGAGGCAGCACGAGAUCUCAGACGGGGAGAUCACCUCCAAACCCAUGGUGCUGUUCCUGGGACCCUGGAGUGUAGGAAAGUCCUCCAUGAUCAAUUACCUCCUGGGCUUGCAAGACAGCCCCUAUCAGCUCUACACAGGAGCUGAGCCUACUACCUCUGAGUUUACUGUUAUUAUGCACGGGGAGAAGAUCCGCUCUGUUGAGGGCAUCGUAAUGGCAGCAGACAGCUCUCGCUCCUUCUCUCCUCUGGAGAAGUUUGGCCAAAACUUCCUGGAAAAGCUGAUCGGUAUCGAAAUGCCCCACAAGCUGCUGGAACGCGUGACGUUUGUGGACACGCCCGGAAUCAUCGAGAACCGCAAGCAGCAGGAGAGAGGCUAUCCUUUCAACGAUGUCUGCCAGUGGUUCAUUGACCGAGCAGACCUGAUCUUCGUGGUGUUUGACCCCACAAAGCUGGACGUCGGUUUAGAACUGGAGAUGCUCUUCCGGCAGCUGAAGGGUCGUGAGUCCCAGAUCCGCAUCAUCCUGAACAAGGCUGACAACCUGGCCACCCAGGACUUAAUGAGAGUCUACGGAGCUCUGUUUUGGAGCUUAGCUCCCCUUAUCAAUGUGACCGAACCUCCCCGGGUCUACGUCAGCUCCUUCUGGCCAUACGACUACGCACCUGACACCAGCCGUGAGCUAUUCAAAAGAGAGGAGAUUUCCCUCCUGGAAGAUCUCAACCAGGUGAUUGAGAACCGAAUGGAGAAUAAGAUUGCCUUCAUCCGCCAACACGGCAUCCGAGUUCGUAUCCACGGCUUGCUGGUAGAUCGCUACGUCCAGACCUUUAAGGAGAAGAUGAGCUUCUUCAGUGACCCUGAGCUUGUCUUCAAGGAGAUUGUGGAUGAACCAGACAAGUUCUACAUUUUUAAAUCCAUCCUGGCCAAGACCAAUGUCAGCAAAUUUGACCUGCCCAACCGAGAUGCUUACCGUGACUUCUUUGGCAUCAACCCAGUCACCAACUUCAAGCCGCUGUCCACUCAGUGCUCCUACAUGGGAGGCUGUCUGCUGGAUAAGAUUGAGAGGGCGAUCACCAACGAGCUGCCUGCCCUUCUGAGCAGCAUUAACUCUGGUAAGCAGCCUGGCCUGUCGUCCUGCGAGGCUACCGGCUGUGGAGAGAAGCCAAAGAACCGCUACCGAAAGAACUGAGGAACACAAUAUAACUGGAGGGAGGACGUAAGGAGAAAGAGGAAGAGAUGGGGUCUGGUGGAAACCAACCCUGCUCUUAUCAGAACGUUUGUUAAGGAGACGGAGGAGACAAGAUUAAAGUUAGUUUUUUUCCUCAGGAGAAUACAGGGAGGUACAUUAGGGACUAAGAAUAAUGCAGACAGUGGGAGGGAGGGUCAUCGUCUGAUAAGGCAGCUUAAGGACACAAACGCUGAAGAAACGACAACAUGCCACUGAUCACUGAGUUUGUUAAAUACAUCCCUCCUCUCUCCACUGCACACAUUGGACUGUUGGGACUUUGGGGUUGGGGGAAAAAUGAUGUCAAGAUAAACAGAAAUAGAAAAAAAAUAAGCAAGAUUAAAUAAAAAUUGAAACUCCUGAGACUGAAACUAGUCAAAUACCAGCUCCCUUGUAUGUGAAUAAAGCAGGAAAAGUGGAAACAGAAAUCUGUGUUGUAAAAUCCUGAGAGUUGCAUCGCAGCAGGUCGAUUCCACGAGCUUCAGGAGAGGUUUUUGAAGUAGCCUUGUUGUGGGUGCUAAUCAAAGUCUUGGUGUUUGGGUAGUCAUCCAAACCUUAGCUUUUAAAUAGAUUAACUUUGCAUGUUAGAUAUCACACCUUACUGAACAGAUGCAUGUAUUUUACGUCUAACAUAAACGAGUAAUAUCUCCUCAUGUACUGACACCUAAACCUGUCCAACCAAUCAGGCCAUUCUUAGUUUUUUAUGCAGUUUGGUUGUUGACAACCUGAGAAAGUAGCAGAGGUCAGGGUUCAAGGCUCAGAGUCUUCGUUUGUUCUUUCUGUUCACUUAACUCUUCUUACUGUUUUUCUUUAUGUCUAUAAAGUUGCCGGUCUUUGGCAGAAAUCCA
Acanthochromis polyacanthus (spiny chromis) is the source of this 3999-nucleotide messenger RNA. It is a transcript of the gene srlb, whose product is annotated as sarcalumenin. The coding region runs from base 1700 to 3115 and encodes 471 amino acids. Gene Ontology annotation, molecular function: GTP binding. The record is from RefSeq and is a predicted model, not a curated record. NCBI's taxonomy places the organism in Eukaryota, Metazoa, Chordata, Actinopteri, Pomacentridae. The transcript has 6 exons.